Messenger RNA from Camellia sinensis, 1044 nucleotides. Its product is annotated as ubiquinone biosynthesis protein COQ4 homolog, mitochondrial-like. Gene Ontology annotation, biological process: ubiquinone biosynthetic process. The record is from RefSeq and is a predicted model, not a curated record. Gene Ontology annotation, cellular component: mitochondrial inner membrane. NCBI's taxonomy places the organism in Eukaryota, Viridiplantae, Streptophyta, Magnoliopsida, Ericales, Theaceae.
GCAGUUGGCUCUUGUUCAGCAGUGGGAGCGUUAGUGGACCCACGAAGAGCAGAUUUGAUAGCUGCUUUGGGGGAGACAACUGGGAAGCCUGCUUUUGAAAGGGUUCUAGAAAGGAUGAAGAAAAGUCCUGAAGGCAGAGAUGUACUGUCGGAACGUCCUCGUGUCAUCUCUUCAAAAGUGGGGCACGUAUGGGACCUACCGGCCAACACAUUCGGUGCCGCCUAUGCAAGGUUCAUGGGUUCUAGACACUUCUCCCCAGACGAUAGGCCACUGGUCCGGUUCAUGGAAACAGAGGAGCUAGCAUACGUUGCAAUGCGAGCCCGCGAGGUCCAUGACUUCUGGCACACCCUCUUUGGCCUUCCCACCAACUUGAUUGGCGAGUCAGCACUCAAGGUGAUAGAGUUUGAGCAAAUGAUGCUUCCCAUGUGCCUGUUGUCAGUCGUAGGAGGAACGGCAAAAUUUAAUGAGAAGCAAAGGGCACUGUUCUACCAGCAUUACUUCCCCUGGGCCUGCCGUGCUGGAUUGCGAUGCACAGACCUAAUGUGUGUAUACUAUGAGCAGCAUUUUCAUGAAGAUUUGGAGGAUGUUCGGCAGCAAUGGGGUAUAAUUCCUGCUCCUGCUCCCAAAUGAAAUGUGGUCAUGGUUAGUUAAUAGCUCCCAAAUGAAAUAUGGUCAUGGGAUGAGAGAUAUCGCAAAGUGGACAUCAGGAUUUGUAUUUCAUCAACUCGUUGGGUCAUACGCUUGGGAGGCUUGGGAAGGGCGGUAGCUAUUGUGUACUGGUUGCUAGAUGGGUUUUGUGCUUCACACUAUUAUUAUCAAACAAGUGCAGACAUUUGUUCUGGUUGUCUUUGAUUGUGUGUGUUUUGGAUAGUAUGCAUCUUGUUAUCUUGUGUUUGUGGGAGGGUUCCAUCUUCAAAUACCAAAAUUAGUUGAUGAUGGCAGUUGUUUUGCAGUUCUUAGUUUAGUUUUUUGGCAAUAAUGGUUGAUUUUAUGGGUGUUUGAUGUGGUUAUGAUAUUUAUCUUUUCAGAUGUUUUGCGUAGGUA